GUAGAUCCUUCGAUUCUUCGCUGGGCCAAGAACUUGAUCAGCUUCAAUGUCGGCAACAACAGCUUUUCGGGUCCCAUUCAUUCUUCUAUCUGCAGAAGCUCCCCCUUUCUCCGUGUCUUGGAUUUCUCCCUGAAUCAAUUCAGCGGCCGUAUGUUUGAUGGGAUUGGUGUAUGCUUUAAGCUGCAGAUUUUCCGGGCGGGUUUUAAUUUUCUCUCAGGACGGCUGCCAAACGAUGUUUACCGAGUAAGAACAUUGAAGGAAAUUUCCGUGUCUAACAAUCGCUUUUCCGGGCCCAUCAAUGGUACCAUUGUUCUUCUUUCCGGCCUCAGAGUUCUUGAGCUUCAUGUGAAUGAUUUGAGUGGUGGGCUGCCGACGGAUAUCGGGUUGCUCUCCAUAUUGGAGCAACUUCAGCUGCACACCAAUAGCCUCAGUGGCAUUCUGCCUCCUUCUUUGAUGGAUUGCACCAACUUGACAACUCUGCUCUUGAGAAACAAUCUGUUUAGACGACAACUUUCCAGUCUUGAUUUCUGUAAACUCCAGAGAUUACAAACCACUGAUUUAGGGAACAAUAGCUUAGUGGGAAGAAUUCCGGAUAGCUUGUGCUUGUGCAGGUCAGUGACUAGUGUCCGAUUGGCAAUCAACGGGCUGGUGGGUGAAAUCCCUCCUUGCAUGACUUCACUAAGAUCUCUAACAGCCACUAAUAACCUGUCUAAUAUUGUUGGAGCUCUGAAGACUCUUAGUAAUUGUGACAAUUUAAAAGUUUUGUCAAUGUGAGCUGCUUCCAUGAUGAAACCACGAUCGAUGAUAAGGACCUAUGGCAUCAAAGUGGCUUUCAAAAUCUGCAAAUUGAAGGA
Sesamum indicum (sesame) is the source of this 854-nucleotide messenger RNA. NCBI's taxonomy places the organism in Eukaryota, Viridiplantae, Streptophyta, Magnoliopsida, Lamiales, Pedaliaceae. The record is from RefSeq and is a predicted model, not a curated record.